Messenger RNA from Solanum stenotomum, 3091 nucleotides. Its product is annotated as protein LATE ELONGATED HYPOCOTYL-like. NCBI's taxonomy places the organism in Eukaryota, Viridiplantae, Streptophyta, Magnoliopsida, Solanales, Solanaceae. The record is from RefSeq and is a predicted model, not a curated record. Gene Ontology annotation, molecular function: DNA binding. Bases 534 to 2828 code for a protein of 764 amino acids. The transcript has 8 exons.
ACGUGGAAUUUCUUCCUCUUGCUCUUCUCCCUUGUUCAUUUUCUAGCCUCUAAUUUAUUUUCUAUUUAUUGAAAUUGAAAUUGAAUCAAGUCAGAAAAAUACUAGUGGCUGAGAUUUUUCUUUGAGAUUUUAUGGGAAAUGAAAAAGCUGUCACCUGUCAUAGUUUAGUGCUACCUUUGCCUCAAACCUGCUUUCUUCAUCUUCAUACUUUUUCUUCUUCAAUUCUUCAGUUUUACUUGUGAAAUGGUUUUCUCCGAUCUACCAUUGUUAUUGGAUGACUUUUCACUUCAUGCAUGACCGAAACAACAACUAGUGUUUGCUUACAACAUGGCUAUCUUCCAAGGUUUAGGCAUCAUGCGGUUCCUUUUGUAGUGUUACAUUAUCAGGUUCUUUUGUACAACACCACGGAUAGACUAUAUUUGAUAGUAACUGAUGUUGUGGGGAGAAUCGGAAGAAGAUUUGUUCUGUAUCCCCUGUUUGUCCCUGAGGAUUUGAAGCAGAGAUAGCUAGCUACCUUUGGUUCCUUUAUUUUGAUGGACCCUUACUCCUCAGGGGAGGAACUUGUUGUUAAGACAAGGAAACCUUAUACAAUCACUAAGCAACGAGAGCGAUGGACGGAGGAGGAGCACAAUAGGUUCCUAGAAGCUUUGAAACUCUAUGGACGCGCUUGGCAGCGCAUAGAAGAACAUAUAGGAACUAAAACUGCCGUGCAGAUCAGAAGUCAUGCACAAAAGUUUUUUACAAAGUUAGAAAAGGAGGCUCUUACAAAGGGGGUCCCAAUAAGUCAAGCACUUGACAUUGAAAUUCCUCCUCCACGACCUAAAAGGAAACCAAGUAAUCCUUAUCCUCGUAAGACGAGUGUAGCAGUUCCCUCAUUACAGGUGGGAGCAAAAGAUGGGAAAUUUUCGACACCUUUUUCUUCCAUCUGUGAGGAAAGGAACUUAUUUGACCUGGAGAAAGAACCAAUUACUGAGAAAGCUGGCGGAAACGAGAAGCUGGGAAAUGUACAAGAAACCCAGAACAAGAAAAAUUGCUCCCAAGGGUUCACUCUUUUCAAAGAAGGUGUUUCUGCAGCCUCUAUGUCUUCAGGAAAGUCCUUGCAAACACAUGUGGCACCAACAGAUGCAUGUGCUUUUAGUGAGUCUGUGCCUGUCACCAAAGGAGAGGUUAACCAUGAUAUAGCAAAUAAAUCUUUUCUCACUGUUGAAUCCAAAGAACAUCAACAGUCAGAAAUACUCGAUAUCAGACAGUCCUUUCAAGGUAACAGCUCCUGUAACACCUUCGACGGGGGGAAAUCUUGCCAGUCGAGUGAAAAGUUGGCACAAGGUGAGAAAAAACAUUCACCGAGUCAGCCAGAUCAUUUGGGGGAAUUCUCAAGAAAUGAUAUGCAAGUGCUACACAACUAUCCAAGACAUGUGCCAGUGCAUAUUCUUGAUGGAACAAAUGGUUCUCAAAUAUCCCCAGAUAUGUUUAAUCAUGAAUCUACGAGUCAGCAGAUAGGUGGGGUCCCGGCGCUCCCAAAUUUGUAUUCUAAUCCUGCUUCAUCCGCCACAUCUGAGUACCAUAGUAAUUCUCCACAGUCAUCCAUUCAUCAGUCAUUUUCUUGUUUCCACCCCAUCUUCACCCCUAUUCGUGAUCCAGAUGAUUACCGAUCGUUUCUUCAAUUAUCCUCCACUUUCUCCAGCCUUAUUGUUUCUGCUUUAUUGCAAAACCCAGCAGCACAUGUUGCAGCAAGUUUUGCCGCUAGCUUUUGGCCUUAUGCAAACAUGGAACGUCCAACGGAUUCUCCAACAGAUAACACCGCUAGCCAGAUUAACUCAGCUCCUGGUAUGGCAGCAAUUGCUGCUGCCACAGUAGCAGCUGCAACUGCAUGGUGGGCAGCCCAUGGGCUCUUACCAUUGUGCUCUCAAUUUCAAAGCAGUUUUACCUGUGUUCCUACAUCAGCAACAUCAAUGCAAGUGGAUGCCUGUCAACCUAGAGUAGACAAGAAUGAAGGAAGAGAGGGAACUCAUAAUUCUCCCCAUGCUCAGGAACCCGUCCCAGAAUGCUCUGAAGCUUUGCAAGAACAACAGUCAGGUUCUAAAUUGCCACCUUCUCCAUCAUCAGAAUCGGAGGAGAGUGAAGGUAGGAAGCUACAAACUGGGUUAACGGCCACUGAUACUGAGCAAGGAGCUGCAGUUACUAAAAUUAAUGAGCCAAACACAGAAAAGGGCGGGAAGCAGGUAGAUCGCUCUUCCUGUGGAUCCAACACACCUUCAAGUAGUGAAAUUGAGACAGAUGCUUUAGAGAAGGACGAGAAGGGUAAAGAAGAGCCUCAAGAAUCUAAUAUUAACCUUCUUGCUGGAGAGGCUGCGAUUCGGCGUUGUAGAAAUUUCAUCAGUCCAACUGAAUCUUGGAAAGAAGUCUCUGAAGAGGGACGGAUAGCUUUCCAGGCUCUUUUCACCAGAGAAGUGUUGCCUCAAAGUUUUUCUCCUUCACUUGAUCUGAAAAAUAAGGGAAAGAUCAUUCUUGAAAAGUUUAAGCAAAGGCCAGACGAGAAAGUUCAAUGUGGACCGCAGUUAGACCUUAAUGAUCUGGCAUCCAAUAUCUGUUCCAGUCACCAAACAAUGAAAGACACUGUGUUAUUAAUUGGCAACAAAGAAGAUGUAGAAAAAUGCCUACCAAUGAUAGAACUUGGACAAGUAAGGUUGAAAGCUCGCCGUACUGGAUUUAAACCUUACAAGAGGUGCUCAUUGGAGGCAAAUGAUAGCAGGGUGACAAGUUCAAACUGUCAGGAUGAAGAAAAAAGCUCGAAAAGACUUCGAUUGGAAGGAGAAGCUUCUACUUAGUGUUGUGUCAAUGUGCAAUUCUACAAGGGAACCUGUCUUGUUGCACGGAGAGCUCUAUUCUACCCUGUCAUUAUCUUUUCCCAGUUACGUUGUCUAGUUCUAAUGUACACGAAACUUAUCGUGUAGGUGUGUACCAUAUUAUUUUUAUGUUCUGUUUUAAUUCGACUUGAAUGCAAAGGGACUUUGAAGAAUGAACUUAAAUGUGGAUGUCUUCAACAAUCAUAGCAAAUUUAAUGGACCUUGAUUGGACCAGUUCCUCGGAA